CUUGCCUCCACCGGAGGCUUUUAAUUAAACUUCAAAACUAACACAAAAACCAAAAAAACAAAAAACAAAAACGUUAGGAGAAUCAAACCGUUGUUGGUUUUUCACGUUUCUUCCCAAUUAUGGCCAUUUCUGGAGGAUCUUGCGUACUUGCCAUUCUUCUUUUGGCCUUUUACCAGGCCCGGGGUCUUGAGGAAUCACAAAUUGCUUUUCCUCCCGGUGGUGCGGCCGUGGAUGCACCUGCUUUUUCUCCGGGUGGUGCGGAUGAUCAAUAUGCUCUUCCUCCGGGCGGUGCGGGGGAUGCACCUGCUUUUUCUCCGGGCGGUGUGGGGGCUUCACUAAUUGCUGUUCCUCCAGUUGGUUGGCCCGGUGACUUCGCUCUUCCUCCUGGCAGUGCGGGGGAUGCACCUGCUUAUUCUCCGGGUGGUGCCGAUGAUGCAUACGCUCUUCCUCCUGGCGGAGCAGGGAAUGCCCCCGCUUAUUCUCCGGGUGGUGCCGAUGAUGCAUACGCUCUUCCUCCGGGCGGCGCAGCGGGUGCACCUGCUCUUUCUCCGCCAGGUGGCGCGGGGGCAUAUAACGAACUUGCGGAUGAUGACCUUUUUGAUACUCAGGGUGUGUCGGAUACAUUUGCUAAUUCUCUCACUGUUGUUAAACCACAACCACGUCGGGGUCGGAAUUUUGACAUUCCAGAUCCUUCUGAGAAAAUUUUUAAUGUAUUACAAUUUGGAGCCAAAUCUGACGGAAAGAAAGAUUGCGCCCAGGCUUUCAUUAAAGCAUGGCGUGCCACAUGCGACUUCAAUGGAAAAGCAAGGCUUGUGAUUCCGGGAGGGACUUUCUUACUAUCUCAGGUUGUGUUUGGUGGGCCAUGCAUUGGCCCAGCUCCCAAAAUUGUUCAAGUUGUAGGGAACCUUAAAGCCACAACUGACAUCAGUGAAUAUUCUUCCCCUGAAUGGUUCUUGUUCGAAUCCAUAAGUGGCUUGGUAAUUAUAGGACCAGGCACUUUUGAUGGCCAAGGUGAUGCUGUUUGGGAAUACAACGACUGUAAAAGUAACCAAAACUGCGCUCAACUCCCAUCUAACAUAAAGCUCAUCAAGGUUAAAAAUGCAAUUGUUCGAGGCAUCAGUUCCGUUAAUAGCAAAGGAAAACACUUGUUCAUCACAAUGUGCGAGAAGAUCAGAAUUCAAAAGCUUCAUUUAACUGCCCCCGAAGACAGCCCCAACACCGAUGGCAUCCACAUUAGCAAUACCAACGAUGUCAGAAUAGUUCAAACUAACAUUGCCACAGGUGAUGAUUGCAUCGCUAUUAUCGCCGGAGCCACCAACGUUUUCGUCAAUAGAUUAACCUGUGGCCCUGGACAUGGCAUCAGUGUGGGAAGCCUCGGGAAGUACCCGGAUGAGAAGGAUGUGAGAGGCAUCACUGUGAGCGAUUGCACCUUCACCGGCACAGAUAAUGGUGUUAGAAUCAAAACAUGGCCGGGAUCGCCGCCAAGUGCAGCGUCGGGGAUGCUUUUCCAGAACCUUAUCAUGAACAAUGUUAGAUUCCCCAUCAUCAUAGACCAAGAAUACUGCUCAUCAAAAACUUGUAGCAACAAAGGGACUCCAUCACGUGUACAAAUCAGUAACGUUCAUUACAUAAACGUCAGGGGAACCUCAACAACAGCAUUUCCAGUAAAGCUCAUGUGCAGCAAGCAGUUUCCUUGCAAAGAUGUUCAGUUAACUAACAUCGAUCUCAGGUACAACGGCUCGCCUGCCACCUCUACAUGCGACAAUGCUAAAGUUCGGUAUUCUGGCAGACAAAACCCACCACCUUGCAAAUAGCUGCCUCCGCUUCAAAUUAAUAACAUC
Messenger RNA from Corylus avellana, 1841 nucleotides. The record is from RefSeq and is a predicted model, not a curated record. Lineage: Eukaryota; Viridiplantae; Streptophyta; Magnoliopsida; Fagales; Betulaceae.